AUGCUGCUGGGCAAUGAGCCCCCAGGGUCCCAAUCGCCAAGACCGCCACUUGCCCGCUUCGGGACGUCACCUGGCCACAAUCUCCACACGAAGAGAUUUUUGCAAGCCGGACUGCGCGAGGCGGCUAUUGGAGGAGAAUAUCCCAUGGAUGUGACAUGCCGGCUGUCCGGUGUCUCUGGAAUCUUCAGACCUGUCGUCCCUGGCCUCAGCUUGAAGAUCCUCAGCUUGAAGGGACGACAGGUCUGA
Molecule: messenger RNA, 246 nt
Organism: Pseudogymnoascus destructans
Lineage: Eukaryota; Fungi; Ascomycota; Leotiomycetes; Thelebolales; Thelebolaceae
Exons: 2
Coding region: 1-246 (81 amino acids)
Source: RefSeq, a predicted model, not a curated record